This is a messenger RNA of Limulus polyphemus (Atlantic horseshoe crab), 437 nucleotides long. RefSeq names its product CCR4-NOT transcription complex subunit 4-like. Lineage: Eukaryota; Metazoa; Arthropoda; Merostomata; Xiphosura; Limulidae. The coding region runs from base 1 to 408 and encodes 135 amino acids. The record is from RefSeq and is a predicted model, not a curated record. Gene Ontology annotation, molecular function: ubiquitin-protein transferase activity; metal ion binding; nucleic acid binding. Gene Ontology annotation, biological process: protein ubiquitination. Gene Ontology annotation, cellular component: CCR4-NOT complex. The transcript is spliced from 4 exons.
AUGGUGUCAAGCAUCCUUGAGAAACUGGAUGUUGAUAUGUUGGAUAAAUCCAGUGAGAUGGAGCUUUUGAGUAAUCAGCAGCUUGAAGUAAAAUACUACAUACAGGGUCCAAGUGCAAGUGCUUACGUGACGUACUAUCGAGCGGAAGAUGCUCUAAAAGCCAUCCAAGCUGUAAAUAAUAUACACGUUGACGGGAGAACAUUAAAAGCAUCUCUAGGGACAACCAAGUAUUGCAGUCACUUCCUUAAAAAUCAGCAGUGCCCAAAAUCGGACUGCAUGUAUUUACAUGAAUUAGGUGAUGAAUUGGCCAGUUUUACAAAAGAAGAAAUGCAACAAGGGAAACAUCAAGAAUAUGAACGAAAACUUUAUGAACAAGUGUUGGGAGGUUGUAAUCAUUUAACUAGGUAAGGUUUUUAUAUAAUUUUUUGAAGGGAGUU